This is a messenger RNA of Anguilla anguilla (European eel), 1449 nucleotides long. RefSeq lists its product as uncharacterized. The record is from RefSeq and is a predicted model, not a curated record. The coding region runs from base 88 to 1074 and encodes 328 amino acids. Lineage: Eukaryota; Metazoa; Chordata; Actinopteri; Anguilliformes; Anguillidae. The transcript is spliced from 7 exons.
GAAAUUCCCUAGAAUGAGUCGACAUCACUAAUAUAAGAGUGAGGUUUUGAGUGAGUUCCGCAACACACUUGCAGACAUCGUCAAACUAUGAACCCUACUCAUCACCCCGCUUGGCUUGUGCUGACACUCACGGCAGGAGCCGUGAGUGUCAUCUUCCCCCAGAGCGUCACUGCGUUUCCAGAUACAAGAGGUCCAUAUUUUACUGAGAUCGAAGGGCCUGACUUGUUGACAGCUGGGGAGGAGGCUGAAUUCACCUGCACGGCAGACUGUACCCCUCCGUGCGCGUACAACUGGUCUGCGAAUGGACAACUUGCACGGGGUCAAGUUUUAACAGUCACCGCCAAUGGCCUGCUCAGCUCGGUGGACCUGGAAUGCAUCAGCAUCAACCCAAAAAGCCAGGAAACGUCCCGUCAGACGAAGAAAGUUAAAGUGGAAAACCCUGUGUCUGUCAAGCCACCAGCGGGCAAAGAGCCAUUCCUGAAGCGGCCCUUCAGUUUGACCUGUGCUGGCGCUGCUGAAAUGUCCUCCAUUGUUUGGUACAAGGACAGCUACACCCUGACCAUGGACGCUCAGAUGACUCUCAGCGCAGACAACGCUACACUCUCCUUCAGCUCGUUGCUGCCCUCUCAUGGUGGCUUCUAUCAGUGCGUGUCUUCCAAGAGUGGCAGAAGAAUUGUGAGCGUUGGACACCUCCUCACCUAUGGAUCGCUGAGUGUCAAUAUCAGCGGGCCAGACACUGUCGAAGUGGGAACGGAGAACACCUUUGUGUGCGAGCCCAACUGUGAAAUCGAUUGCUCCAUCGUCUGGACGUUCAGAAAAGGGUUUCCAUCCGGUUCCUUCACACAGAGGAAGACAGUGAUUAAAUGGACGCCGGACACACCGGACACAACCCAGGUCUUUACCUGUGUGGUAGAGAACACCUCUGCAGGAAAAUCAGCCGAGGCUACCAAGGUUGUGAGGGUCAUUCAGAUUCAGAAACCAGUAAAACCCGAAUCAGGAUCCAUGGCACUGAAACCUAGUGCAGCCCUCUGCCUCCUGGUCUGUAUGGGAGUCCUCUUCCAUUGGGGCUUGUAAGAUGUGAAGCCAUGCAGACAGGUUCACAUCGCUACGGGUACCUGAACUGAACAUUCUCUACAGUAGACCCUCCAAACUGCCGGUGCCUUCAUAUUUUGCUACUUUUUAAAUACACCUUUUUUUUAAAUAACACAAUUUUUGUUGCUUUCCUGUCCUAUUAAAUAAUACUUUUAUCUGACGUAUCACACCUAAAUACAAUGGUAAAAAAAGGAACAAUGAAUAUUAGGAAUAUUUCUAUUUGUUUCACAUUUCUAUUUGUUGUUCACCUGUAUUUGCUUUGUCUAUUUGCUGUUUCUUGGUAUAACAUAAAGUGAACAUGAGAAAUAAUUGAAUAUCAGUUAAAAACAAAUAUCAAUAAUCUGCUGAAUGAAAACA